Messenger RNA from Lycium barbarum (goji berry), 2736 nucleotides. RefSeq names its product protein terminal ear1-like. Lineage: Eukaryota; Viridiplantae; Streptophyta; Magnoliopsida; Solanales; Solanaceae. The record is from RefSeq and is a predicted model, not a curated record. Gene Ontology annotation, molecular function: RNA binding. Bases 297 to 2381 code for a protein of 694 amino acids. The transcript is spliced from 5 exons.
GUCUCUCAUUUCUCUCUGUCUCUCUCUCUCUCUCUCAUGUUACAUGGACAAGACUCUAGAGACUCCAGUGUAUAGACUCUGCUUCAGACCAUAGACCCCUAGAGAGAGAAACAUAGACUAAGCAAUUGUUGUUUUUAUGUCUCAAGAAAAAAAAAAAAGUCUAGAGAGAUCUUCUUCUAUUACGUCUACUGUACCUUCCACCAUAUAAUUAGGUGCAAUACUGAUUUUCAACAAAUUUUAGAGAGACCCCAUCUCAAAGAUUCAAGAAAAUAAAACCCAUCUUUGCUGAUAAAAAAAUGGAGGACAAUGGUAUGAUUCAUGGAAAUCUUGAUCCUAGAGCUCAAGAAUUUACACCAAGAUAUCCAUUUAAUCAACCCCAUAACAACAAUUCUUUACCUUUACUCGCUAAUAAUCAAUUUUACUACCCUUACUCAUGUGCACCACCACCUUUACCGCCACCGUUACCACCGUACGGUGAUGUUUCAUCGUACCAUGUUCCACCGGCGUAUGUUAGCACAAACCCACCUGUCCGUACGCCUGUUUUGCCACCACCAAGUUCAAUGUCUACAAGAACUUUGUUAUUAAGUAUGGUACCUAAUGAUGUGAGUGAAUCUAUUAUUAGAAGAGAUUUAGAGGUAUUUGGUGAUGUUAGAGCAGUACAAAUGACAAGGGUUAGAGAAGGGAUUGUAACGGUUCAUUUCUAUGAUUUAAGACACGCGCAAACAGCGUUAACGGAGAUUCAAGAACAACACAUGCAACAACAAAUGCGUUUAAGGAUGCAUUAUUAUGAGUGUGUUAAUUUGGGGCAAAAUUCUGUUGUUUUUACACCACUCCCACCACCGGCGCGUGGACUUAUUAAUGGAAGAGCUGUUUGGGCUCAGUUUACUUUUCCAGUUACUUCUGGUCUUCCUGAUGGCAAUAAUCAAGGGACACUUGUGAUUUUCAAUUUGGACCCUCAAACUUCUACUGGUUCACUUAGAGAUAUUUUUCAAGCUUUUGGGCCUGUGAAGGAAUUGAGGGAGACACCAAUGAAGAGGCAUCAAAGGUUUGUGGAGUUUUAUGAUGUUAGAGAUGCAGCAAGGGCACUAAUGGAGAUGAAUGGCAAUGAUUUAAAUGGGAAGCAAUUGUUGAUUGAAUUCAGUAGGCCAGGUGGAAAUAACAGCAGAAGAUUCUCAAGAGGUUCUCAUCAAUAUUCACCACCUAACAAAUUCAAUGGUCAUUUUAACAACAACAAUUACUCUUCAAGAAUAUCCAGAUAUAACAAUUUGUCACCAACUAAUUCUCCUCCAAUUACUCCACCCUCACAUUCCUAUAGAAAACCUCAAAGGGUGUACAACAAUACCUCAAAAUCCCAUCAAUUUCAAAAUCAGAAAUCAAAUUACUUUAAAGGAAACCCUAGUGGUGGAUAUAGUGGAAGUGAAAGUUCAGGUGGUGGGUCAUCAGUUCAAGAAUCAUUGGCUUCUUUGUGUGUGUCAUCAAAUGUUAGGCCUGGGAAGAAAAAUCAUGCCAAAAAGUGUAACAAUAUUAGUGCAAGUAGUAGCAGUUCUCCUCCUUCAAAGCAACCACAUCAAAUGUUUCAACAAGGUAAGAGCAGUACUAAUAGGCCAUGGAAGAGUUGCACAUCAAAGCAGGUAAAAGGGUAUGAUCCUCGUUUUCUAAUUAACGAAGAUGGGAUUAUGGAAUCAAAUUGCUUAGAUUCCAGAACUACUGUCAUGAUCAAGAACAUACCCAACAAGUACAGUCAGAAGCUGCUGCUGAACAUGCUGGACAACCACUGCAUUCACUGUAACGAGCAGAUUGCCGACGGCGAUGAUCAGCCAAAUUCCUCUUAUGAUUUUGUUUAUCUUCCCAUCGAUUUCAUUAACAAGUGCAACGUGGGAUAUGGAUUCGUGAACAUGACUUCACCAGAGGCAACUUUGAGACUCUACAAGGCUUUUCAUCUUCAAAAUUGGGAGGUCUUCAACUCCAGAAAAAUUUGCCAAGUUACUUAUGCUAGAUUACAAGGAAUAGAGGCAUUGAAAGAGCAUUUCAAGAACUCAAAAUUCCCAUGUGAAGCUGAGGAAUACAUGCCAGUGAUAUUCGCACCACCUCGAGAUGGCAAGUUACUAACUGAGCCUAAUCCUAUCGUGGGACGUGGCAUUAACUCUCCAUUACUCCUCUCAGCCGUCACUUCCUCUAAAGGAGAAGAAGAUCAAGAAGAAGAGUCAUCUGAUCUUGUGGAAGUGGAUAUACUUGUAGAUAAUGAAAAUGGCUACUUUAUCAAUACAGGUAAUGAUGACCAUGAAACAAGAAAUAUAAACGGCGGCGUUGGUGUUGGUGAAAAUUACGAUGUUGGCAAUGAUUCAACAUUUUCUUCUUCCGUCUGCAUGUUGGCUGAUUAAAAUUGAAGUCUUAGCCAAAAGAUUUGCUUCUGAUCUUCUAUUUACAGAACCCUGUGGAAGAAAAAAGAAAGUGGACAUUAAAUCGACCAUUCUCCAUUGCUGAAAACUGGCAGAAAAGAAAGAGAAGUAAAGAAACAGCACAGCUUGGUUGCACCCAAUAGGUUUGCGUGUAAAUCUCUUUUAUCUGCCUUGGGGAAAGAUCCCUUCCUUUCAGUCACACUCCAACAUACCUGUGUAGUUCUAGCUUUUAGCUAUUUGGUAAUUUCUUUUUACUAUUGUUGCUCUUUUCUCUUUUGGAACGUUUUGUCUUUUAUCUUGUUUAAAAUAUUAUAAAACUAGUAAAAAUUUCAAUCUU